This is a messenger RNA of Lodderomyces pseudojiufengensis, 5058 nucleotides long. RefSeq names its product ATP-dependent RNA helicase. Gene Ontology annotation, cellular component: nucleus. Gene Ontology annotation, molecular function: nucleic acid binding; ATP binding. NCBI's taxonomy places the organism in Eukaryota, Fungi, Ascomycota, Pichiomycetes, Serinales, Debaryomycetaceae. The record is from RefSeq and is a predicted model, not a curated record. The transcript has a single exon. The coding region runs from base 1 to 5058 and encodes 1685 amino acids.
AUGAAAUAUGAAGAGCAGGAGAUAAAUAGGGACCAAAGUCAAAAUCACAAUGAGUUAGACAAUAUAUAUGAUAUAUUUUUAGAUAAAAUACGGAAUCAUUUAUUAGAUUCAUCACCUGAAGUCAUAAAUUCUGCUGUUGAAGUACUACUAGAAUUAUUAAGUUCAAAUAUUCAAAUAACGACGAAAAGAUCGGAGAUUAAUCAAAUACUAAACAUAUCUAUUCAAAAUGAAGAAUUAAGUGAUUUGAUAAAUCUAGCAAUUCAAUACCAAAACAUUUUAUCAAAACAUAAAUCAUCUGACGAAACUGAUGUUGUAGCAGUUGAGAUAAAUGAGUCAGAAGAUGAGGAUGAGGAAGUUGAAGAAAUUGAAUCCGAGCAUGAAUUUGAAGAGGAGGGAAAUAAUGUAAAAACAUUUGAUUGGAGAAAUUUACUGAGUGAAGAAAGAGCAGAUGAGAUUUAUAAUUUAUUGCAAAAUAAAACUAUGUCUGAUUCAAAACUAAAUAGUGAACUUCGACAUCUUACAGGAGACUUUCAAACUAUCAUCGACAAUAGAUGGAGAAUAGUAUUUUCAAAAAGAUUACAAACGGAAAACAGAGAAGAUUUAUUUAAAGAAAUGCAGGAAAUGAAUUUAACUUAUUUGAUACUAGACUACAUAGAUAUUCAAACUACUAUAAAACGACUACAAAGUAGAAAAAUACCCGAGACUUAUGAAAAUGAUUUAAAAGUUGCAUUACCGAAAGGAACUUUUCAAGAAAAACUACCGAAAUAUGACAUUAUUACAAUUCCACCAAAUACUACACCAACAGAAGAAAUUGAAUUAUUACCAAUUACGAAAUUACCAGAAUGGGCAAGAGAAGUUUUUCCAAGCAAUGAAACUACUACAUUUAAUAAAAUUCAAUCUAAAAUUUUCCCCAUGGCUUUUGAAAGUGAUGAAAAUUUAUUGAUUUGUGCUCCGACUGGUGCAGGUAAAACAAAUGUUGCAAUGUUGACGAUGUUAAGAACUAUCGAUAAUUAUAGAAGUAAUCAUAUACGGAAAGAUGAAUUUAAAAUUGUUUAUAUAGCACCUUUGAAAGCAUUGGUACAAGAACAAAUGAGAGAGUUUCAAAGAAGAUUGACUUCAGUAUAUGGAUUAAUUGUGAAUGAAUUGACCGGUGAUUCAUCAUUAUCAUUGAAACAAAUACAAGAAACAAAUGUAAUUGUUACAACCCCAGAAAAAUGGGAUAUUAUUACUAGAAAAAAUCAUGAAUAUAUAAAAUUGGUAAAAUUAAUUAUUAUUGAUGAAAUUCAUCUAUUGCAUGAUCAAAGAGGUCCAGUGUUGGAAGGUAUUGUAUCAAGGGUACUACGAAGUGGAGAUGAUGUAAGAAUUGUUGGGUUAUCAGCAACAUUACCUAAUUAUCAAGAUGUAGCAAAAUUUAUUGAAGCUGGAGAAAAUGGUGUUUUUUAUUUUGAUUCUAAUUAUCGACCAUGUCCUUUGGAACAAAAGUUUUUUGGUAUAAAGGAACAAAAUGCAGUUAAGAAAAAAACAGCAAUGAAUGAAGCUUGUUAUGAUCAAACUUUAAAUGUAUUAGAACAAAAUCAACAACUUAUAAUAUUUGUCCAUCUGAGAAAUGAAACAUUUACAACUGCUGAAUAUUUAGUUGAUACUAUUAGUAAUGAUUAUAUAAAUGAAACAUCAAAAGAAAUACUACUACAAGAAAGUGAAAGAGUUAGUAAUAAUAAACUUCGUAAAAUUAUGGUAGCUGGUUUUGGUAUUCAUCAUGCUGGUUUAACUAAAGAAGAUAGAACUUUAGUUGAAGAUCUUUUUGCUCAAGGUCAUUUAAAAGGACUUGUUUCUACUGCUACUUUAGCUUGGGGUGUUAAUUUACCUGCUCAUACCGUCAUAAUAAAAGGAACUGAAAUUUAUUCACCAGAAUUAGGUGGAUGGACUCAAUUAUCACCACAAGAUAUUUUUCAAAUGCUUGGUAGAGCUGGUAGACCUAGAUAUGAUAAGAAUGGUGAAGGUAUUAUUAUAACAACACAAGACAAAAUUCAAUAUUAUCUAGCUGUUUUGAAUCAACAAUAUCCAAUUGAGUCACAAUUGAUGACCAAAUUAAUUGAUAAUGUCAAUGCUGAAAUUGUUGCUGGUACAAUAAAAUCACUCGAAGAUGGUAUUGAUUGGUUGGGUUAUACAUAUUUGUUUGUAAAAGAUCAUCCUGAUAGAUUGAAUUUGAUACAUGCAGCCUUCACAGUCUUAUUUCAACAUGGGUUGAUUUUAUGUGAAAAAGACAAAGUUAGUCCUACUCAAUUAGGAAAAAUUGCUUCUUAUCACUACAUCAGUUAUGAAACAAUUAGUAAAUAUAACAAUUUAUUGAAAUCAUGGCAUACAGAAAGUGAUGUAAUUAGAGUUUUUUCUCAUUCUGAUGAGUUUCAAUUUAUACCAGUGAGAAGGGAAGAAAGAAUAGAAAUAAACAAAUUAAUGGAACAAUGUCCUAUACCAAUUAAAGAAUUACCCACUGAACCUUUAGCUAAAGUUAACAUUUUGUUACAAACUUAUAUCUCCAGAUUGAGUUUGGAAGGAUAUGCUUUGGUCUCUGAUAUGAUAUAUAUUAAACAAUCAGCUGAUAGAUUAUUACACGCACUUUAUGAAAUUGCAAUUAACAAGAAAUGGUCUUCAUUAGCUAAGAUUAUAUUAAAUUUAUCAAAAAUGGUGAAAAAUCGACUAUGGAUUAGUGAUUCUCCUUUGAGACAAUUAUCAGCACCUAACUUUAUAAUAAAAGCUUCUGAAUCAUCACAUUUACCAUGGUAUCAAUACUUUAAUUUACCCACUGAGGAAUUAGCUGAAAUUUUAAAUCUUAAAGGAAAUCAAAUUGGUGAGUAUAUGAAAAAAUUUCCAAAAUUAGAUAUAAAUUAUACAGUUCAAACUAUUGAUAAAUUUUUAUUAAUUAAAGUUGAAAGUAUACCUAGUUGGGACAAUGGGGUUGAGCCAUUUGCUUUAUUUUUGGACGACUGUGAUGGUAAUUUGAUUCAAUACAAAGAAGUAUUGUUGAAUGAGCAACCUCAAAUAUUUGAAUUUUAUGUAUUGAAUAAUGACUUACCAAAUUUGAUGGUUUCAUUUGUAAGUACUAAAUGGGUUAAUUGCACUUGGAAACGUUCAUUGGUAACUGAUGUAAUACAUCCCAAAGACAAGACUUUUUUCACUGAAAAGACAUCAACCUAUGAUCUUUUAACUGCUGAAGAAAAUGCAUUUAUUGGUACAAAUCAUGGGAAAACUAAAAUGGUUGAAGAUGCUCUUGAGAAUGAUGUCAAUGGAAGAAUUGUUUACAUUGGUUCUGAAGAAGUUGGAGCUCGAUUGAUAGGUGAUUUAAAGAAAGAUAUUAAAAUUUUCAAUCGUAAUAGAGUUAUAUCUUCUUCACCUGCUCAUUUCUAUGGACUUAUUAGAAGAUGGAAAAAUUUAAAGGAUAUAAAAUUGUUUAUUUUUGAUGAUUUACACUUGAUUGAAAGUGAACCAACUUAUGAAUUUUUAAUUACAAGAAUCAAAAUUUUAUCUCAAGAUAUUAGGAUUAUUGGUAUAUCAUAUCCCUUGAUUGAUGCUCGUGAUAUGGGUCUGUGGUUAGACGUAUCAAAAACAGAUAUCAUUAAUUUUGCUGCUUCUGAGAGAGAUGUAAAACUUGAGGAAAUAAACUUUAAUACAAAAAUGGGACCAAUUGAAGGAAAGUGUAUAAUUUUCACAGCACCUGAAAAUAUCAAUAAUGUAAAGGAGAGUUAUCAAGAUGCAUUAGUUACUACUCGAAAAGACCUAUCUUGUCCUAAAUCAGAAUUGGUGGUUAUUGAUGGAACACAAAUUUUAGAUGAAUUUGGAUAUGUUGAUUACGGUAUUGUUGAUAUAUACAAUAUGAUUGAUAAAAGCACCAAAAAAGUUUCAAUUACUACAUCCUCAGAAAUGAUUGAAUAUUAUUCCUCCUUUAUUAAUACUGGUAUAGUAGUUGAAAGUGCUUUAGCUACAUCAAUGUAUGAGUUUUUUAUAGAUGGCAUUGUCAAUAAACUUUUAAAAGAAAGACAAGAUUGCAUCGAUAUUUUGACACAUACUUUUUUUUACAGAAGGUUGAUUAGUAACCCUAGUUAUUAUGGUUUGAAAAAUGUCUCAUCAUUGGGAAUUUCUGAAUAUUUAUCUGGUUUAAUUGAAGAUACAUUAGAAGAAUUAGAAAGUAAUGAGUUUAUUGAAGAUAUGCAACCUUUAAAUAAAGCAUUGAUAGCUUCACAUUACAAUUUAUCAUUUGAUACAUUGAAUUUAUUAAGUAAGCUUGGAGGUAAAAGUAAAUUGAAAGAAAUUUUGUUGACAAUUAGUAAAAUUUUACAUGUACCAGUCCGAACUGGUGAAGAAACAAUUUUGAAAAGUAUAUCUCGAAAAAUGCCAAUGAAAGAUUUUGAUAAGACAUUCAUAUUGAUUCAAGCUUAUAUUUCAAGAAUUAAAAUUCCCAAACAAUUGGAACAAGAUCAAAUAUCAAUUAUUGAAAAAUUGACCAAAAUUUUAAAUGCUUGUAUUGAUGUUUUAUCUGGUGAAGGUUUGUUAAAUGCUAUGAUUGCAAUGGAUAUUAUACAAAUGAUUAAUCAAAAAGUUUGGUCUUUUGAUACGAUUUUAAAGCAAAUACCGAAGUUUAAUGAACACAUUUUAUCAAGAUGUAAAGAGCAUAAUGUUGAAACCGUCUAUGAUGUUAUGGCAUUGGAAGAUGAUGAAAGAGAUGAAGUUUUACAACUAUCGGAUGAUGACUUGAAUGAGGUUGCUAUGUUUGUAAAUCAAUAUCCAAAUAUUAAACUUAACUAUGAAAUUGAUGAAGAAUUAAUAAUAAGUUUGGAAAGAGAUGAAGAGAUGGAAUCUUUGAUUGUUCCUAAUACUGGUAAAGAAGAAUAUUGGUGGUUAGUUAUUGGUAAUGCUUCAACAAAUCAAUUAUUUGCUAUCAAAAAGGUUCAAUUACCACAUUUAGAACAAUCUUUUAAAUUUGAAGUACCAGAUGAAGAUUUUACUUGUUGGGCGAUUUGUGAUUCUUAUUUAGGAGUUGAUAAGGAAGUAAGUAAAAGGUAA